Messenger RNA from Bemisia tabaci, 6556 nucleotides. Its product is annotated as free fatty acid receptor 4. The record is from RefSeq and is a predicted model, not a curated record. Lineage: Eukaryota; Metazoa; Arthropoda; Insecta; Hemiptera; Aleyrodidae. Gene Ontology annotation, molecular function: G protein-coupled receptor activity. Gene Ontology annotation, cellular component: plasma membrane. Gene Ontology annotation, biological process: G protein-coupled receptor signaling pathway.
UUUACCUCCUUUGGUCGUGACGUAAAAACUCGAGCUUUUAGCAAACAAAACAAAAGUGUUUCAUCAAACUUUUCGUCAAACUUUCUGCAACUUUAUCUACCGUGUCAUUUACCUCCUUCGGUCGUGACGUAAAAACUCGAGCUUUUAGCAAACAAAACAAAGGUGUUUCAUCAAACUUCUCGUCAAACUUUCGGUAACUUUAGCUAACGUGCCAUUUACUUACAUACAUUGAUCGCGAGGUAAAAACUUGUGUUUUUAGCAGAAAGAAUUUGUCCCAUCAAACUUUUCGUCGAACUUUCUUUCAUGAACGCAAUAUCAUUUAACGGUUGAAUACUCGUUUCCGAAAAAUCAUCGUUCGUAAUUGUAAAUUUUCCCGGCGGUCUAACCUACAUCAACGCCGAAACGCUCAAUCGUAGCGAUGAAAUCAGAUUCUCGGAAAUCAGGCACGUGACAGUUUUUUUCACACCUAUCCGCGGCGUGGAGCCGAGUGCGAGCGCGAAAGGUUACGAAUUACGAUGACAAAGUUUUAAGGAGGAAUCCCGGCGUGUGGAAUACCGUAUUCAAAGUCGCGCGAUUAUGCAUCAUUAUGCAUAAUCUACGGAUGAAAAGUCGGGACCACGCGCGCGUAAGUUGCGGCACCGGUCUGAGGAGUCGCUCAGUGCAGCGCGCGACUUUGACCGCUGAGGACAAACGGUGGCAGAGUUCGUGCGGGCAUUAGCAAAUCGUCACAGCCAUUUGAAAUUAUAAUCCGAACAGUGCCGAAUUAUCGUUGUGAAUCGCGCGUGAUAGCGUAAAUUCGCGCGGUUGACACAGCCGCAGUCUGAUUUCGAGUCUGAUUCUGCGCCCGCAAUCGCACGCCUCGUGACCAGCCCGCGGAAAAAUCGUGUUUCAUCCAUCGAAACUCUCGGUUUUUUCGAAUUGGAAGCGUUCCAUCAACAGGGCAAAAUAAUUUUCGCGAAGUGUUGCUCGUUUUAAUGAUGGAAUCAUGAAUCGCAAUGAAAUUCAGGUGAAUUUGUUGCGAAGGUCGCGGUCAAGUGGGCCUUUAGUUGGAGUGUGUUCGCGACGGGAGAUCAGUGUGGACAGAUUUCCAUAAUCACCGGAAUUUGUUCUUUCCCUCGAACCGAGAGCAUCUUCGCGAAUGACAUUUCCGUCGAUGCGACGUUCCCCUCCUUGUGUGACUCGCCGAGAAAUGUCUGCAUUCCUCGAAUCUGCGAGUUAAAAAAUUAUCGGAUUACCGAGUGAAGAAAGUGCUUCUCAUGGGGGAAAAUUGCUGAUCGUUUUUAAAGGAACUGUGUUUCGCGGCGAGAAAUGUGAGUGCAGUCACCGGGAUCCCGUGGUGUUGUGUUGCGUGCAUGAAUCAGGACAGUGACAUGCAGCUAACCUGCCGCUUUGAAUGCAUGAAGCCACGCUCUUUUCACUCGUCGAUUUCGAAAGUUAAUUGUUUCUAAUUGGUUCCACGGCUGGGACCAGAGCUUCAUGCCGUCGGGUCUGUGAUAAAAUUGGAAGUUGGAUAACGUCGAUACAAAACCUCUUCUUCAGUUUUUCCUCGAGUGUGUUUCUGUCUAUACCUCGACUUAAAAAUUCAAAACCAUCCUCGGAGUUGAUUUAAUUUUUAACUCUGGUCAGAGUGCGAAUCUAGUGCGUGACUCACAGUCAGGAUUCACGAAUUGCUUUUUUCAGUCCAAAAUUUUCUAAAUUCAUCCAUUUUAGAAUCCAUAAAACCAUGCCUUAAUCUGGAAACCCCCAGUGAAAAAACCUUAAAAAAUUAAAAGUGAUUCUUUUCGCCCAAGGAGUCGCCUCCACUCGGUAUUUCAAUCGGAGUAUUUAAAAUAGCAAUACAAAGUGCGUGCAGCAACGAAACUAAGUUCUAGCCACUGAAUUUGAUUUGAUGUCUUCACUGGCAAUCGAUCAAACUUUUCCAGCGAGAGAGUGAAAGUGACGUAAGAACAGAAGUUUAAGAUGGCCGACACGUCGUACCUUUUUGGAGACGACGAGAUCGACGGCUGGGGACAGAGGUACUUCUUCACAUUCUUCAGCGAAUUCGGGGAUCGCGGGAAUGUGCCGUACGUCGAGGCUGCCGUUCUCGUGGCUACGCUCGUUAUUUCUGUGAUAUCCAAUUUGUUCAUCAUAAUCGCCGUCUUGCGGUACCGGCAGCUGCUGAAACUUCCCAAUUACUUCGUCGUCAAUUUAGCAGCCGCGGAUCUUGUUUUCGCCCUGGGGAUCCCUAUUAUUGCAUAUGCGAGGGUUACGCAGGAAUGGCUGCUGGGUCCCUGGGUCUGCCGAAUCCUGCCCUACACUCAGUUUGUUUGCGGGUUCGUGCUGCUAUGGACUCUGACCCUGAUCAGCAUCGACCGACACAGGUGUCUCUGCGUGCCGCCGUACCGAUCGCCGUUGAACGCGGAACGAGCCGGACUCUGUUGCCUAGCGACAUGGAUCAUCGCGGCGAUCCUCUUCAUCCCGGUGCCCGUCUGGUUCCGGGAGCAGGAGGUCUACUCCGGCCAGAGGAUCUGCACCAUGGUCUUCCCGCGCUCGCCCUCCAUCAACAUCUCGCUGGCCUUCACCUUGCCCACGGUCCUCCUGGCGGCUGUCCUUCCCAUGGCCACCCUCGUCCACCACUACUACAGCAUCUUCAAGAAGAUCCGCUCCCUGCGGACCCGCUGGCUCUCGUCCAUGUCGAAACUCCCCUCCCCGAACGAGGAGCAGCGCCUGAGCCGUCACGUCAGGGUCGUCCGCCUCUUGGUCCUCAACGUUCUCCUGGUCUUGUCCAUGUGGACCCCGAUCACUCUGGUCGUGGGUCUCAUCUACAUGGACGGACGUCGCGAAAACGCGGACACUCACUUCUUCCUCAGAUCUCAUCACUUCAUCUGGGCCCUCCAGAUCGCCCUCCUCUCCACGAUCGUCAAUCCGAUACUGUACGGUCUCCUGUCGGAUCACUUUAGGACUUGCCUGAAGAAGAUUCAUUCCCUCUCCAAGCGGAAGAAGGCCCUAAGUAGGGACUUUCUGAACACAGAUGGUACGCUAUCUCGAAGUCCUAAGCCAGCGCUUAGUACUGAAAGGGAUGGGCACCCUCGCACUCGGGCAGAUUCUUUGGCUUCUCACCAAAUUCUCGCCGUGUGAAUACCUUUUUUUCUGAGCCGACUGAUUUUAAUGCAGAAAAAAGUUCAGUGUCUUAACUGCGGGCUGAUUGUUGGAAUGGAUAGACAAAGCUAUAGACAAAGAAGACGAAACGGAUAUGGAAGGAUUCUAUCGGUAUGGAGGCGGGCGCUUACAAUCGACAAAGGAAGUAGAUAAUAGACUAACUACCGGCAACCUACGAGAGACCCUAUAGUUGGUUCAUCAUCUUCUUCCUUAGUAUAUAGAAACCAACCACUUCAGUCAAUAGGAUCGUCCCAUACUCUUCAUUUCUCCUUUGUCUAUCGAUUUCAACAAUCAGCCCGCUAGUUGCUGCUUAAGAAAACGCCAGUGCCAUGUGGUAGCCGUCGGUUUACGCUUUAUAAUGUCGUAGCUAGAGGGCACGUCUACCACGACGGAUAUUGUAGCAACUUCAGGUAGUUUUUUAAUCUACUAUAGUGUGGUUUUAUCCACAUUUUGAAGAGAAAGAACACAUAGGGUAGUGUUUCUUGUCGUUUUUAAAUGGCUUCUUUCCAUAAGAGGCCUCCGGUCCCUUUUUCGGCUUACCUUACGAUUAAGAGAGGUUUUGGUAAGCCCUCAAAAUAGCACCAUAAAAAGGAUAAUUUUAGCGAAUACCUUGAAUAGAUUCCAGCAAUACCUUUAACUUUGUAAAUUGAUCCUUGCAAGGGAGCACAAUCAUUUGCCGCUACUGGAAGUUAAAAAUUUGGAGGAAAAUAUAUAGCGAGGUUUGUAAAUUUUAAAGUAAGUCUGCGUCAAAAGUUUGUCAAAACCAUAGAUUUGCUCCUCAAUAUUUUUAACUUUUUGUAGGAGCAACUGAUUUUAAUCCUUUUAAUUGAAAGAUCUUUUUUCAAAAUUAUCGCUGAAUUUUAUUCAAGUAUUGCAAAAUUGUCUUUUUUAUGAUGCUAUUUGUAUGAAUUCCUGAAACCUUCCUUAGUCACGGUGUCAACCAAAUAGAGAAUCCUAAGGGAAGGAGUUUUUUAUCGAACGACUAUGAAAAUCACCCUUAUUUGGUUAUUCUGGAAAGUGUAACACAACGCAGCACACGCCUUCGGUUGAGUCUGGGAUUCUCGAUGUUUUUUUAAAAAAAUAUUCUUUCUACCAGAAUCAACACAAACUUUGAGUUGCUCAGUGUUUCACCUUAAAUAUUUACCAACAUGAAUUUACACACAACAGUAUUUUUCUCCGUGCAAUGCAAUAGCCGUGAUGUUUCCUGUGAAUAAUAUUACUAUAAAUUGACGCUAGAGCCUGCAACUGUUAUCAGUAAUUUUAAUCAGUAGCUAAGAAAUACAAUGAUAAACCGGCACCCGAGGGGCGUGCGGAAGACGCCUUUUUUCUCGCCAAAACUCGAUUACCUCCAUAGGCCUAUUCAAUACUACCUCUUCGCGAUUAAUUUUACGAUUUGUUAAGGGAUUUUAGUGUCUUUUGAAACUUGUCAUUAUUUGUGUAGUUACCAAACCAAAAAGAAUGUCUAUUGUAUAUCAAUAAAUUCUAGAGUGCGGCGGGGAAGUAGAAUCAGAAUCUCCAUUUCGUCCCCAUUUCAGUUGUUUCUUUUAUGUCGUUUGAAAUAGCAGCAAAACAAGCGAGUAAUUUUUUUUUGACGAUCAAUUCCAUAGCACACUCAAUAAAGCAAAUUAUGCAUCUCUGAAAUCUUGAAAAAACCUAGAGUUAAAUCAAUGCCGCAAAACAUGCGAUUGUGAAAUAGCGAGCUACACGGAUUCUUAAAGUAAGCCUUUGUGUAUGUGUACAAAAAUUACGUAGCCGUGGCAAAAGAUCCUAAAGAAUUUGUAGGGUUCGAAAGUUCUUAAUUACAAUUUACGCUGUAAGGAAUGGGGAACAGCAGAAUUUUUUCCUGAUAUUUUAGAGGAACAAAAUAUUAUACUCAGCAUGGACCUUUGGUUCUAAACUACGUUUAUCAAAGGAUCUACGAAGCUACGGGCAGUACCUAGCAGUGAUCUGUGCUGUCUCCUGUUAUGUCAUUCUUGAAACCUUUCAAAUGUUAUUCGUCUGAGUUGUUUGCGUCGUUCCGAGGAUUAAGUAACGUUUUCUGCUUUGGCUUCUCGCACUUUUUCUACAUAUGUUAACACUGAUGUUAAAAACGCACAAUUUAGUAUUAAAAAAUCAAAUUUAAAAGCCUGUUGAAAAAAGAAAGGAAAAAAGUUUCACACCCUUAACACUGUAUAACAUAUGUAAUUAACUUCGAAACCAACGAGUGCGCAUUGAAAGUAUACUGCUUAAUUUACUAAGUGAUCCUAUGGCAGUAAAGCAGAAUAGCAUUCUCAUAAUCAGGUUCUUUAAACUGUGACUAAAAGAUUUUUCUUCUGAUGGAUUUUUGGGAUGGUAAACCGCAUCUAAAUUAAGGACCCAAACUCUUUCACUUGCUAAUCAUCAUUUAUCAUUUUUUCCACACAUAUCAACUCAAAUCGUGUCCAAAAUACUCGUUAUAAAUCAUAUUUUUUUAAAUUUUCUUUAAUAACCAAUUCGCUUUCAGUAGAAAUUCAGAGGAGCAAGAAGUACAAAAAUGCCAUUCAAUUCGAGGUUAAAACCUUAAAAUUGCAAGUUACGCAAGCUACCAGUGCCUAAUCCAGGAUUCUUUCAAGACAGGCGAUGUGAAUGAAAGAGAAAAAAUUACGCGAAAAUAGUUAAAAAGUAUACAUGUGAUUUGGUCGGAAAUUCUUCACGGCAGUUUUGGUUUCUAGAUUUAUUAACCAAUUUUCAUUGUGAUUUUUUUGAGAAUCCAUUCGAUCAUGCAAUACCUAGUCAUGUAUUAUUAUUUCCUAGAACAUUGUUAGUCAUAAGUUUUUACACGUUUGAUCUGGUAUUAUAUUUGUGAUAAGCCUUGCCAUUUAAAUAACCAAAUCCAAUAUAAAAUUGCUUUAAAAAAAUCCACGUUUUUGAUCUGUUAGAAAAUGAUGAAUAAUUAGGUAAUAGUCGAAUUUUUUGGCGCACACAAUGAUUAUGGCAUCUUUCUUGUAAAUGCAUUCCUUCCUCUUUUGAAAACGAGAUAAAAGGAACUUUGGUAUUUAACAGGGGAAAAGGAACCUGAUAAAAAAUGAAAUAUGGUCAAUCCAGGUACAAUAUUUACUUACUUAUCUUAUGAACUUAUCUGUUACCAGCAUCUUGCCUUCAGCCACCGAUUACUCUCAGCUCUCUCCAGCCUGGAGGGAAAAAGUGAAGUUACCAUUUCACAAAAUUUCCUAAACGUCCCGCCUGUAGAUUUACGAACUCAUUUAUAUGUUUUAAAACGUAAAUUAUUGAUAUUUUUUGUUAUGUUAGUUUUGUUGUAAAAAAAAAUCACUUUUUCUUAUAACUUUGUAUAAAUGAAAUGUAAGUUUUCCCUCACUAAUGUAUAAUUGUAAAUAAUUAAAAAAUGUAAAUAUUUUGCGCCUUAUUGUUUUUAUACAAAUAAAAGUGAAGCUAUUGUAAA